GCUGUGCCAUCGUCAUUAAUGUUAUUUAUUAUAGUUGUUUAAAGAUGCACUGUCCUCAAAAGGAACAUUUGCAGAAACAGAAAUACUAAAGCAUUGAAUGUAACACGUGUGGAAUUAUAAUCUGUGUUUUGUAGUUUUUAAUUAUGUUGAUACUUGUCAGGACGCAACAACAAUCAAGACAGGAAGCAGAAAUACAUUUAGCAUGACAUCAAACUCACAAAAAGUUCACACAACAAAUCAAACAUUUAACAUUCUAAAAAAAAAACGAGGCCUUUAUUUGAUCUGGGAUUAAGUUCCUUAUUUAGAUUUUAGGAUUGUGGAUUAUAUUCACUGUUCGGGACACGAUUGGGAUCAGAAAAUGUUUUUGUUGGCCAAUCGAAUAUGUAACUAUGGUAUUGGCUGAUUCAUAGAUUUCCUUCAGAGGAUCAGAAUGUGAUGUAAUGAUUCUCUGAACAGGAAAAUGUCGUUUGGUCAUUUCAACACGAACAGAGUUGCAGACCGAUUUUAUAUAGUUUAUUUAUUGAUUAAGUUAUUUAUCAAGGGAAUAUAAAAUUCAGCAGCUUUAAUUUCUUAUAUAUGAGGAUUCAUUGCGUUUCUCUGUUUUGAUUUCUGAGUCAAAAAUAAAAGCUUUUACUCCUCGAUUGUCACCAAACAAACCUAGAAGAAAUAGACUAAGCUUUGUUGUCGCAGAGAUUAAAACCAGAUUCCACAGACGCGCACUUCCUCAAAAAUAAACACACAGCCACUGCUUCAAGAGUUUGAAAAAAAAAGAAAAAGAAAAGGUUCUGACCUCUUACCCUGAGUAAUCCUCCGUCGUGGCAGAUGUAUGAACACAGAUUUAGCCGAGGAUUUAACAGCCAGGAUGUCACUUGUGGCUUCACUCCGCUCUUACUCGAUUCUCAGGGGGAAAUGGCCAGAAAGACAAUGCGAGGACAGCGGUCGCUCCCCCCGAUGACGAGUCAAGACACUGCUGGGGAAGCGGCAGCACCGAGACAAAAGAAGAAGAGGGUGAGGAAGGAGACGAAUGGAGUUGAUGAUGUGGACGAUCAGGGGCUGGAGAUGGGAGGCCUGGACAGUAGGAGGACAUCUGAGGUGGGAGAGCAGCUUUCCCUGGAACCCACAAAUGGAGCGCCUCCCCCGAGGAGGAGGAAGAAAAAGAAAACUGCCACUAUCGUUUCAGAUGUUGAAGACGACCAGGCCGACCUGGUGAACGGAGAUGCAGCUGAUCAGUACACAGACGGAGAAGAAGUGGUCAGAAAGACCAAAAGGAAAAAGAAGUUAAAAGUCGUUGAGUCGCAGCUUCCCGAUGAGUUGGACGUAGAAGAGGAUGACAUCAUCACCGACACCCCCCCUCCUAUCUCCCAGCAUUCUCUGUUCUCGGCCCCACAGGGUCAGAGCCAGCCGGUCGGGAAGGUGUUUGUCGAGAGGAACAAGCGUUUCCAGGCGUCGGAGCGCUCCGACUGGAGGAAGACCAGCGACCAGAUGGAUAACAUGACGGACUUCCAGCACAUUCAGCCGCUCUGGACGACCAGAGACGUUUCUAUCAGAGUGCACAAAGGCUACAGGAGGUUCGGCCUAUACUGUCACGGCUUCCUGGCGGGCUGCACCGUGUGGAACGUUGUGGUGGUGUACAUGUUGGCCGGGCAGCACCUCACCGCUCUGUCCAACCUGCUGGAGCAGUACCACAGCCUGGCGUACCCCUGCCAGUCUCUGCUCUACAUGCUGCUGGCCAUCAACACUGUGGCCGCCUUCGACAGAGUCAAUCUGGCCAAAGGCUCCAUGGCUCUGCGAGAGUUCAUCACCCUGGAUCCCGUCGCUCUCGCCUCAUUCUUGGAUUUCUCGGCGUUGGUCCUGUGCUUGAGCCAGCAGAUGACCAGUGAUCGAAUCAACCUGUACCCGUCCUUCAACACAACGUUAUGGCCACCAGGGUCCGAGCACGAUAUCCUCCACCCAUGGGUGACAAUCAACCUGGUGGUGGCGCUGUUUGUCGGCCUGGCCUGGAUCUUAAUAGCGUCCCAACCUGAGACCGACUACACUGAGGGUUAUCUCAUGGCCAUGGAGCUGGAGCCGCCCAAACCGGAGGACAAAUCCGAAAUGAUCGCCUGAGGAACAUGUGUAUCCGCUGCGACACUACAACUUUGCACAUAUUUUUGCACUGUGUUUCCGCAUUAAACUUGUGUUGUAUUGUGUUUUUUAAAUGUCAAUAUGUUGUUGUUGUUUUUUUUUAAAUACAGGGUUUUAUCCAACAAAUUCAA
Molecule: messenger RNA, 2255 nt
Organism: Hippoglossus stenolepis (Pacific halibut)
Lineage: Eukaryota; Metazoa; Chordata; Actinopteri; Pleuronectiformes; Pleuronectidae
Product: transmembrane protein 237B
Exons: 13
Coding region: 823-2106 (427 amino acids)
Biological process (GO): cilium assembly
Cellular component (GO): ciliary transition zone
Source: RefSeq, a predicted model, not a curated record